GACCCUUAGCAACCAGACUGGGUUGUCGCUGCACUCUUACUAUGUUUUUGUCUGCCAGACAGGGUAGAAAGCUGCAAAGGGCAUUGGGGCCACCUAAAUGUCUUAUCUGGGAGGGAGAUAAGGCAGUUUACUACGGGCUGGGUGCUUCUCUAUGAUGACAAUUUAAAAGCAGACAAGGCGGGUUGCGGCGCCAGGCUAAAGAAGCCACCCUUCCCCGGUCCAAAACGCGCAGCUACCGAGUCGACAGCGCGAGUGACAGUUGGCGGCUGCCUCUGUUUACACCGGGGAAGGCCGCUUCCGGGUUGAGGGCCUGGAGCGGCGGUUCCCAUGGCAACGCCCUUGCUUAGGCCCGCGCGCGCGCGCCGGCGCCGGCAAUGACGCCCGGGGAGCUCCGCCCCCGCGGCCCUCCGAAGCGGCGUCUGAUUGGCCCUGCGCGGGCGGAGACGCUGCCUCAGGAGGGAGAAGAGGCGACUUCCUCUCCUCCUCCCGCCCCCUCCCCCUCCUUCCCCGGCGCGGGGCCCGCUCCGUCUCCCCCGCCUCGCUGCUCUCCCGCCGCGGCCUCCCGCGAGCCGCCAAGAUGGCGUCCGCCUUGGAGCAGUUCGUCAACAGCGUCAGGCAGCUCUCGGCCCAAGGUGACCGCCGGGGACCCGGGCUGAGGGGGCGAGGCCGGGUGGCUGGCGGGGUGUCAAGCGGAGGGACCCGCCGGGCGGCUCCGGCUCUCCUCGGCCUCCAGCCGCGCACGUGAAUGGCCAGAGCGAAAGCGGCCUGGUGGGAGGAGGAGGCGGCGGUGGCCGUGGAGGGGGACAUGGGUUCGAAUCCCGCCCCUGGGUGGUGGUGGGUGUCGGGGGAAGAAGCCCCCUGGCUGCCAUCUCGGGAGGGAAACAGGCGCGGCUCCCCCUUUUCGCGUGUCCCCCGCGGGGCGUUUUUGGAUUAACCCCUUUAACGUUUGCCUCGCGCAAGGGAUUUUUUUUGGGGGGGGUACAGAUCCGACGCAUGUUGUAAAGGCGGUGGGGGAAGAGGUUUAGGGAUGGUUAGCGCUGGAACUAGUGGACAACCAGUGAGCCUAAGAAGAUGAGAAGAGCCCUUGUGGAUCAGGCCAGUGGCCCAUCUCGCCCCGCAUCUUACUUUCACAGUCAAUGAACAUUUGCCUGCGGGGAAACCAACACGCAGGACCAGAGCACAAGAGCAUUUUCCAGCAACGGAUAUUCAGAAGCAUUGCUGCCUCCAACUGUGGAGGCAAAGAUUAGCCACCAAGACGAGUAGCCUUGUCCUCCGUGAAUUUGUAUACAGGUAUUUGUCUUUCAAAGCCAUGCAGGUUGGUGGUCAUCAUAGCCAAUGUGGGAGAGUUACAGUUCAACUAUACGCUGCUUGACGAUCUUUAUCCGACAUAAAUCUUCCAACAUUGGUGAAUGGUGGAAUUAUAGAAAUGCAGAGUUGGGAGGGACCCUGAGGGUCAUCCAGUCCAACCCCCUGCAAUGCAGUAAUCUCAACAAAAGCUUCCAUGACAGAUGGCCAUCCAGCCUCUGUUUAAAAACCCCCAAGGAAGAAGGGCCCACCACCUCUCGCAGGAGUCUGUUCCACUUCCAAACAGCUCUUAGUGUCAGAAUGUUCUUUCUGAUGUUUAGGCGGAAUCACCUUUCUUGUAUCUUGAAGCAACUCGUUCAGGUCCUAUGCUCUGGAGCAAGAGAAAACAAGCUUGCUCCAUCUUGUUAUGUGGCCGCCAAGACCACAUAACACCAGUCUUGAAAGACCUACAUUGGCUCCCAGUACGUUUCCGAGCACAAUUCAAAAUGUUUGUGUUGACCUUUAAAGCCCUAAAUGGCCUCGGCCCAGUAGACCUGAAGGAGGGUCUCCACCCCCAUCGUUCUGCCCAGACACUGAGGUCCAGCUCCGAGGGCCUUCUGGCAGUUCCCUCGCUGCAAGAAGCCAAGUUACAGGGAACCAGGCAGAGGGCCUUCUCGGUAGUGGCGCCCGCCCUGUCGAACGCCCUCCCAUCAGAUGUCAAAGAGAUAAACAACUACCUGACAUUUAGAAGACACCUGAAGGUAGCUCUGUUCAGGGAAAUUUUUAAUGUGUGACAUUUUAAUGUAUUUUUAAUCUUUGUUGGAAGCCACCUAGAGUGGCUGGGGAAACCCAGCCAGAUGGGCGGGGUACAAAUAAUAAAUUAUUAUUAUUAUCUUCCAUGUCCCGGUCCUUUAGAUAUUGGAAGCUGCCUUUCAUAUCUCCUCUCAGUCUCCUCUUACCCAGGCUAAACACACCCAACUCCCUCCAUUGUUCCUCACAACAGAUAAAAGCAAGGACUUCUUACGCAGCACUUAGUUAAAACUAUGGAAAUCGGUUCCCGCAGGAGGCUGUGGUGGCCACCGACUCUCCUAUGAGAAAAGGUUGCAGCAUUUGGGACUUUCUAGUUCAGAUCAAAGAGGUGACAUAGUAGUUUAUCAAGAAAGCGGGAAGAGAGAGGUUUUUCUCCUUCACUCAAUGCUAGAACUUGUGAACAUCUAGAUUAAUAAAAUGUAUGUUAAAAAAAAAAGAACAUCUAACGAAGCUGAAUGUUGGAAGAUUCAGGACGGAUAAAGGUCCUCCUUCACACAGUGCAGCUAAACUGGAAUUUGCUUCCGCAGGAGGCAGUGAUGGCCCACAACUUGGAUGACUUUAAAAGAGGAUGAAACACAUUCAUUGAGGACAAGGCUAUCAGUGGCUACUAGCCACAAUGGCUGUGUUGUUCCACCACUGUCACAUGUCAUACUUCCGAAUACCAGUUGCUGAGAAUUGCAGCUCGGGAGAGUGCUAUUGCAUUCAUGUCCAUCUUGCAGGCUGCCCUUGGACAUCAGGUCAGCCACUGUGAGAACAAGAUGCUGGACUAGAUGGGCCAUUGGCCUGAUCCACCCGGUUCGCCUUAUGUUCUUAUGUUGUUCUCAUGUCCUGCUUGUGGGUUUUGCGGAGGCUCGCCAACCUGUGUUGCUGGCCGCUGUGGGAUGCUGGGCUAGAUGCGCCUUUGCUCCAAUCUGCUUGAUGUUGCGCUCUUAUGAUGCUACUGCGUCAAUAAGCCUCAUGAUGAUAAUGCAGCCUUGAAACAAGCCUACCAAUGUUACUGUGUGCAAAACAUUUCUACCAGGUUGCUGGAAUCACUGAAAAAGGAUGUAGUGCACUGUCUGUUCUGCAGCAGCCUGCUGUGUUUCUGUGCCGGGUGCUUGGUGUAUAUCUUAGGUGCAGAAGAGCAGUGGAACCCUGCAUCCUUCCUUCAUCAACCACCUUAUUCAUCUGCAUGGAAUUCCUUUUUGGAUAUGGUUAUCAAGCUAAUGCUAAAUACAAGACUGUGAUAAUGUGUGCAGCCCUGAGCUCUUUGAAGGUUAAGAGGGAUAUAAAUGCUAAAACUAGGCAAAUAAUAAUAGUAAUAAUAAUAAUUUAUCAUUUAUACCCCGCCAACCUGGCUGUGUUUCCCCAGCCACUCUGGGUGGCUUCCAACAAAAUAUUAAAAUACAAUAGUCUGUUAAACAUUAAAAGCUUCCCUAAACAUGGAAAAGUUUCCUUUUAGUGCCUUGCACCAGGUGGCUGUGACAGCUACUACUAUUACUACUAACAGUAAUUACUACUACUACUACUACUACUACUACUUAUUGUUUUUUCCCUAUGUUUUUAGCUAUUCAUAUUUUCACCUUGAGUCCCUGCCGGGGGGGAGGGGGAGUGGGGUGUCAAUAAAUGGAUUCAAAUAAAUAACUACCAUUGUUAUUGGGGCUUUGAAGAAUAACAUUAAAAAGGACAGAUUCCUAACCAACAAGGAGUUUAGUCUACUUUUUGACAGUAGAAAAGGAAUCUUAGAGAGAUGAGGGUAGCAAGUGCGAGUAGUUACUAAUCCUUAGGUUUGAUUUUGAGCCACAAGCCUUGAGGUGAUGGCUUUUGAGGAAGGCUUUGAAGUUGUUGGGGGGAGGGGAGAGAUGGACCCAUCUACCCAUUCAGAGCAAGGCUUCAAGGCACAAGGGGAAGAAUGAAUGGGGUCAAGACGUGAAUGGCCAUCUUGCCAGAGUUAUGCCAUGUUGACAGAACAUUAGGAAAACCCUACCAGCACAAGGAGAUCCUUUAAGUUUUAUUUGAAGGUUUAUGUCUGCAGAAAAGGAAGUUUCUAGCACUAAGGUGAAACUGUGACACUUCCUUGCUAUUUUCACUAUCUUUUUUUUUUACUGCUGUUGUUUUGCUAUGUUAUUAUAAAAUUAUUUUUGUAUAGUUUGUUUGAAAUGUAUUCCUGUUUUCUGUGUUGUUAAGCCACUUUGAGCAUAUUUUUUGUAGCAAAGCAGCGUACAAAUAAAAUGAAGGAAGGAAGGGAAUAGAUGCUACCAAAACAAGCCAGCCCUAACUCAGCACAGCUCUGUUCUUGCUCACUCUUCAAAACAUAUUGCUGCAUCUGCUCAGCAUUUGUUAAGCCAGGGUUUUCCAGAGAUAAGAUGGGCAGUGCUAAAUGCAUAGGAACAAAGGCUCAAUGUCUACAGGGGAUUUUCAGGGUUAAUCAGGGAACAGAAGUGAAUAAUCUUGCAAGUUCUUUUCAGACACAGCCUGACACUUCGCAUUGAACUUUGUGGCAAUUGGAAAAGGGGUGCCAGCAUGUUGGGGAGGACAAUGAGGAGGGGUGAGAAGUGUUGGGGAGCACGUCUUUCAAACGUUUUGUGUGCUAUGUUUUACUGGUGUGGUUGUUUUUAAACAGCAGUGCAGAGCAGGGAACCUGCAGGCCUCCAGAUGUUGGUGGAAUCUCAACUCACACCAGCCCCUUCCCAGCAUGCCCAGUGGUCAGGGAUGGUGGGAAUUGUAGCCAGAAGCAUUUGGAAUGCCAGAAAUUAGCCACCACUAGUCUAAAUAAUGGUUCAUCUUUCAGAGAGGAAGGAGUAUAUGUCUUACAAAAAAGAUAGCAUUUAUGCUGCCAUUCUGUUCUCUGAUUCGUACCCAAACCUUGCAUUCAGAGGUUAUGGGGCAUCUUGUGCAUGUGACUCUUGUGUUCUGCUGAUGAGGGCUUUGUAGUGUUGAUCUAACUGGUAAAGCUUAUGUGUGAAUGAGAAACACUGAGUGUCUUAUGCAUACUGUAGGAGUUCAGCUUAAUCUCCCCAAUAUUGUUUAAACUCAGAUUAUACUUUGCAUGCACAUAAUUUUUAAAAAUCUUGCCAGUCUCUGAAAUAUGCAUCCUAGUGAAGAGAUGGUUAUGGACCGGGGGGGGGGGGUCAGACCUGUUUGAAUUCAUGACUUAGCAUGUGGUUGAAAGCAUUAGAAUAGCUUCACAGUGUUCUGUAGAACCUAAUGUGCGUUUCUUAAUCUUUAGCACAGCUAUAUGUCUUGCAGGACCCCCAACCCCACGCCAGCUGCCACUUAAAGAUUCUGCAUGCAGUAACAUAUAUCUUGUUUGGGACUGUUAAUUGGAGCAAAGGGAAGCUUUAAGGUUGUCUUAUGUUCUUUAAAAAAUAACUAGCACUGAUGCUUUCUAAUUUUGCUCCUAGUCACUUUUGACUGAGCCAAAGUAAUAUUUCGUAUUUGUGGUCAUUAGUUUUGAAUUUGGAGCACAGCUUUGUGUACCUACAAUAGAUGAGCUCAGAGCUGUAAAAAUUUUUCGUACUCCUAGGAAUCCAGGUGUGAAAGCAUUUGCAUGCCUUUUUUUUUAAAGCUCAGUUUUCUUGGAGGAUUCAUAGUUUCUUCAUUUAAAUAAAUAAACAACACUGUACAGUACAUUUUUUUUGCAUUGUGGAGGGGCAAAUGUCAGGCUUGAGGGAUCUAUUUCCCCCCCUAGAUCCCUGAGAUCCACUAACUAGAGCCAGAUUUUUGCAUAGUACUGUAGCUGAGUGCACAGAGCUCCACUUGAAUACAUGCAUACCCCAAUAAUUUGUUUUUGUUACCAGCUGUCAACUUUGUCACAUAAAAAUCCCCUUCUCAUCCCCCAUUUCAACUUUCCUUCAUUUCAGAAGCCAGUGACAGAGGCUUUCACUUGUUCUCAUUGUUAAAAUGGCUGGCAGUCAGAAACCCUUGCUGGGCUGCUGCACAUCACGCAGAUAUCUAAUGCUAAAUCUAAAUCUGCAUUUGCCCAGCCUGCUCUAUAGAAAUGCUUCAUCUAAGGUUUGAGGAAAGACUUGUACUAUUUUUUCAAUAGCUGUCCUAGGAUUUCAGCUGUGGUGCUGUCCAUGGUAUUUCAUGUGUCUCGGGAUUUUCACUCUCUUACCUCACAUUCCAGCUGUUUUAAUCUGAAAAUUAAACCCUCUACAAAAGUGAAGCAUAAUUCAUAUUAUAUUAGAAUCUACUUAAACUCCCACAAACUGAUGUUCUUGCUUAUUUAAAGCUUGGAGACUAGGGAUAGCUAAUAUGAUGCUCUCCAGAUCUUGUUGGACUCCAAACCCCAUCAGUCCCAGCCAGCACAACAUCUGGAAGGCACCAGGUUGGCUGUCCCUGUUGCAUUCUCAUCCUGUGCUUAACUUUGGGUGCUUCCAACUUGCUGGACAAUUUAAAAAUACAGUUUGCCGAAGUUCGUUAGCAACAGACCCUUCAUGGAAAUGGCUGGAUGUAAGAACAGGCCAGUUUGAUUGACCUCUUUCCCACAGCGCCCAACCACAGCUCUCUUCUGAUAUUCUGUGGUAGACAAUUUCUGAACAUGGAUGCUCCCUUCAGCUGUUGUAGCCAGUAGCGAUUGAUGAACCUCCACAUCUCUGUGGAUUCGUCUAAUCCAGCCUUUCUCAACCUUGGGUCCCCAGAUGUUUUUGGCCUACAACUCCCAUCAUCCCUGACCACUGGUCCUGUGAGCAAGGGAUCAUGGGAGUUGUAGGCCAAAAACAUCUGGGGACCCAAGGCUGUGAACCACUGGACUCUAAUCCUUGUUUCCCAAGCUGCCUUCCAGCUAGUGGUGAUUGCCACACCUUAUGACAGUGGAUUCUCAAGCAUCAUGUGAACUGGAGGUGGGGAGAUGGACUGUAGCACACCAUUCUCUUGCACUUUCUCACCCAGAGCUCUGAGCUCAAGUUCUGUAUGGUGUGAUGGGUUGUUGUCGAUGGUGUUGAGUAGGAGGGGCACUAAUUUAGUUUUGGCUGUGGGCAGUGGUGGAGGGGUUCACAUGGUGUCUGCAGAAUAAUAGCAAAGGAGGCGAUCAGUUUUAUCUGCAGCACCUGUUAAAACACCUCUCUCUCUCUGUAGAAGGCACCCAUUGCCUUCCAUUAUUCCAUUGUAUUCCAUCAUAGAAUUGUAGAGUUGGAACGUAUCUCUCUUCUUCCGUAAGAGGCUUUUCACCACUCCGAAAGUACUUAUGCAGAGCCAAUCAGUGCAAACAGGUUCAGCUCAAAAUAUAGCUAAGGUUCAUUUGCAGCACACACACGCCCUUCUCUUCUCUGCCCCUUUUUUCAUUUCUUCCUAGACCGUAACAGCAGUGCUUCAAAGAUAGGUGUGUCCUUCCUCUCUAGUAUAGCUCACAGAGGAGAAAGGAUAUAUGUGAAGCAUUGUCUUCUCACUCGUUGCCCAAGAUAAUGAUGCUGAUCAUAUUUCCAUGGCACAUGCUUUUCAUGCAGAAGGUCCCUGACUUCCCCAGGUAGGACUGGGCAGGGCUUCUCUCUGAAAUCUUGGAGAGAUGCUGCCAGUCAGUGUCAGAAGUACUGACCAAGGUGAGCCAAAGGUCUGACUUGGUGCAAGGGAGCCUCCUAUGUCCUUGCACUUGGUGCAAACUCAGGGGUACAUAAAGGUGCGACAGGGAGCCUUUGCUUUAUUUACUUUCAUUGAGCUGAAAUGUAACAGCCCCUUUUUCUUGUUCCAGGGCAAAUGACUCAGCUUUGUGAACUGAUCAACAAAAGUGGAGAACUGCUAGCAAAAAACCUCUCUCACCUGGAUACAGUGCUCGGUGCCCUGGAUGUUCAAGAACACUCCUUAGGGGUUCUUGCAGUCUUGUAAGUUACUUUCCUUCAUUUGAAAUUUUUGAAUUGAAGGUUUGAAAGGGUGUACGGACUUGCUGUAUGCGAGUUUUUACGUUUUUAUUCAUGAAGGUUGCAGAUUACUCUGUUUCCACUGCAAGAAAUGUUAGAAUGUGCAGAUUGAAGCAAUGGUUCAUUGCCUUUGGAGCAGUCCUAUUCUGCAUUCUGGCAGCUUUUAAGAGCCGUGCCCAUUUUCACGUGAAAGCUCCUGUUAAAACGUGGGUUCUGUCUUCGUUUUCAGGUUUGUGAAGUUUUCCAUGCCCAGCGUCCCUGACUUCGAAACGUUAUUCUCGCAGGUCCAGCUUUUUAUCAGCACUUGUAAUGGGGAACACAUUCGAUACGCAACAGACACUUGUGAGUUAUUUCAGCAGCCUUGCCUCUUGCCACGUUUGACGUGUUCCCUUUGUGGGGCUGCUCACUCUUUCUUUUUCUUGUUUCGUUGUCUCUAGUUGCUGGCCUGUGUCACCAGUUAACCAAUGCCCUUGUGGAGCGGAAGCAGGUAAACAAGCCCAAACAUGCUCCAGAUUCUCUUUCGGGUGCUGGGAUAGUACAUGUCUUCUGGCCAACUAAAAUUUUGCCUUUCCUCAUGCACUAAUUCUGAACCUUUUCUCUUUUCUGUUGGUAUGUCUCUGUUCACUUCUUUGGAGUAUGUUGCACAAUAUAAGUUUGCUGUUUUCAUACUAGAGGAGGUAUUUUUAUGCUGACCCUGGGACUGGCAGUAUGUUUCCCAGCCCUUCCAGUGCCUGGGAUACAGCAGAACCACCUUGCCAUAUUAGAUCACUGGGCCUGGUGGAUCACUGGCAUCAUCAAAGGAGGCCUUGCAGAUCACAUUCCAACCUUUACAUUUAUAAGUGCUGCCGCUGGGGUCCCUUGCGGAGGCUUCCCUAACAGAGACCUAUUACCUUUCCGACAGCCCCUGCGAGGAAUUGGCAUUCUCAGGCAAGCCAUAGACAAGAUGCAGAUGAACACCAACCAGCUGACCUCAAUACAUGCAGAUCUUUGCCAGGUAAGGGAAUCCGGAAGGCUAACAGGCUGAGUGCUUUUGCUUCAAGGGUGCUCACAGUGCAGGAAGCUUCAUCAAAACAUCCUCACGAUCCCUUCCAGCCAUGUAUAUUCCAAUGAAUAGCUUGAAACAAAAGUAAAGGCUGAUCAAGUAUGUCUGCUGCUUGUUGUGCUGUUGCAGAACUUCUGAGUCAUGGUGACCUUUCCUGCAGCACUGCAGAGUUCCUUACAAAGCUAGUUGUUCACAGUGGGCAGUUGGUCAACAGUGACAUGGCAUCUCCCAGUUUAGCUUUCGACUCAACCCCGGGAAUAGAUGAAGUUGCUUAUAGCAAUAAAGUAUUCCAGAUACCUUAUGCCGACAGUAGCCUUGCGACUCCAGAUAGCUGUGUGAAUUGGCAUCAAGUCACUUCAAUGGACGGAGAAGCUUGUUCCCUUUCUCUUUCAGUCUGGCUCCAGAGAUGAGACAAGCUGUAGUAAGAGGAUCUGUAAUGCCAUGCUUUAAACAAAAAUAAAGCCUAACCAGAAAAGUAACAAAUAGAAACAAACAACGCUUAACGCACCUUUGUAUGACAUGCAUAACCUUGAGUGGUUCGGUGUGCAACAGUUAACAUGCUUUAGCAUGAAUAAUAGUGGGACUCGUAGGCUUAUAAAGUGGGAAGGCAGUUAAAGUUAUGCUACACCUACAUCAACCCAGUUUUUUGAAAGAGUUAUUCAAGCAUCCUGAUGAAGCCAUUUGCAUGUUUUGUAAAUGCAGUUGUGACCACCCCCUAAUCCAGUCAUGGCCAAACUUGGCCCCCCAGCUGUUUUGGGACUACAACUCCCAUCAUCCCUAGCUAACAGGACCAGUGGUCAGGGAUGAUGGGAAUUGUAGUCCCCAAACAGCUGGAGGGCCAAGUUUGGCCAUCACUGCCCUAAUCUCACUCUCUCCUGACUGCCAAUGUAAUGGUCCAUAUUUCUCAGGAGUCCAAAUUAUUAGGGUUAUUUCACUCAACGGGGCUGAGACUCCCAGCAUCUCGUUCUCUCAUGAGGUUUCAUAAUGUAAUUCUGUUAGCAUUUUGCCAUGACUUGUGAUUAAAGCUCUGUUCUUAAAGCAGGAAAGAUUGGAUUUGAACAAAGGCAGCGUGUGAAAGUGGCUGGUUGGUUUGCUUUUUUGGUAACUCUGGUCUGUUUUGUUUCAGCUCUGUUUGUUAGCAAAAUGCUUUAAACCUGCCCUUCCGUAUCUAGAUGUGGACAUGAUGGAUAUUUGUAAGGAGAAUGGGGCUUACGAUGCAAAGCACUUUCUAUGUUACUACUACUAUGGUGGAAUGAUAUACACUGGGCUGAAGAACUUUGAAAGAGCACUGUACUUCUAUGAGCAGGUAACUUCCCCCGCCUCACCCGUGUGUUGAAGGAGAGCUCUCUGUGCCUCAGGAGGGGUCAACUUCAGUCUGUAACAGCUCUGUUGAUAGGCGCAUCAGAAGCUACUAGAUUUCCCCAGUCAUUUCUGGUUGCAGCAAGAGCCUGCAAAUAAUGAAAAAGAAGACUUCCUCCACUUACAAAACCUAUCCUCACCUGGAGACAAUUCUUUGCACCCAUAACAGUAUAGGCCGUUAGCAAGUCUGUGCUGUGAUUCAGCAUAGUUCAGGAACAAAGGAAUAAACAUGUCUGCUUCCCUUCGUGUCCAGCAAAAGCAACAUACAACGGAAGUUCCCAGCAGACUGUGCUGGACAUAAACAGGCAUGUGAUACACAACAGUCAUGCCUGACCCUUUUAAGGUGGAAUGAAACUAUAUCCUAACAGUGUUCCCUUUAACUGACGCUUCUGCCUAACAAAUGGAUUGAUACACAGUAUUGGGGGGGACCUAUUUCAGCCUGAGGGCACAUCCCCUUCUGAGUGACCUUGCGAGGGCCACAGGUCAGUGGUGGGUGGAGGCAGAGGCAUAAGUGGGCGGAAGAAUGGAUGUAAAUGUUACCUUGGGUACAAUAGGCUUGUUUCUGCGCGCACACACACACACCCCCUCUCUCCUCCAUCCAGUCAAGCAAGAGGCCUGAUCAGAGUUCAGGGAACAUAUCCCAGCUGGGCAAAAUCGCCCAGGGUGCAAAACAGGGACGUGGUCCAGGGGAGAGUGCCAAAGGCCAGAUGGAGAGGCUUGGGGGCUGCAUUUGUCCCCUGCAGCUGAGGUUCCCCACCCCGGUAUACAGCUAUAAAAGAGAAGGAACAAAGGGAAGUGACCAAGCCGUUCCCAUAUAUACCAUUCCUUGUUUAUUCCUAGAAAAUAAUGACUGGGAACCCAAGAGCAAGCAUUGAUUUAGGACUGUGGUUUGUUUGGAAGGAAACAGAAGUUCGUUUCUCUACUGGAGCACACAAGGAGCAACAGGGGAGAGCUUUUGCUGCAUGUGCACAGGAUAAUCUGCUUGACCAUGGCUCACGGAUUAGGACUGCAAAUGCAGCCUCUCUCUGUGUAUUUGUUUGUUUCUGGUGAUUUUCAUUUGCUCCCUUAAUUUUUUUUCUUUUACAGGCUAUAACAACUCCUGCCAUGGCAGUCAGUCAUAUUAUGUUGGAAUCCUAUAAAAAGUAUAUCCUAGUUUCAUUGAUACUACUUGGCAAAGUGCAGCAACUGCCGAAGUAUACCUCCCAGAUAGUGGGUAGGUUCGUUAAGGUAAGACUCCAGAAAUCCUGUACUGGUGCAUUAUUUAUUUUUUUAAGGCAAAACUGUGAUGGAGGAGGAGGAGAACUUUAAUUACAGUAGUUCUUGGGCCAUAGCAGUGCAAAAAAGUGGAAAAAAUUAAAGCAGAAAACGGAAUUUACAGGAACAAUCAUCAAAAUCAAAACUUGCUAUUUAAAAUUGAGCAUUAGUAAAAGUAAUAAUUGGGAUUAAUGAAAUGAAUGGGCAAAGCUGUGCAGUCGGAGUUGUCUGUUUUCUCUCCUGCUUUUAGGAAAAAAACAAAAGAACAGGAGAUUUUUGGGAAUAGCAGACUCAUUCCAGGUUAUAAGGAGAAGAGGUGUUGCUCAAUGGUGGUGCAUAACCUUUGCAGUCCACGUCCUCUAGUCAAUCCCUGGCAUCCCCAGCUAACAAUGAUUUUGGUAGCAGAGGUGGGGAAAUCUUGGGGCCUUGGAGAGCUGCUUCCAGCCAGAGCCGGCAGUACUGGACUAAAUAGACCAAUGCUUUGUGUUGGGAUAAGACAGCUGUUGAGAUCACUAGCUCCCGAUGGGGGUCCUCAUUGGUGUUUUGAGUUGCCCUUCUCUGCAUUUGAAAAAGUCUUAUUUUGCUUUCUCAUCACAGCCACUUAGCAAUGCCUACCAUGAAUUAGCGCAAGUGUAUGCAACCAAUAAGCCCUCGGAGCUACGGAAUCUGGUGAAUAAGCACAGCGAGACCUUCACCAGGGAUAAUAAUAUGGGUUUGGUGAAGCAGUGCUUGUCAUCUCUCUAUAAAAAGAACAUUCAGAGGCUAACUAAGGUGAGGCAUCCGUUCUGCUGUAUUCCUAUGAGUCCUUGGGAACGUUAUGCAGGUGUGUCUUAGCUGAGGGUCUUUUGCCACCUGGCAAAAUUGCUUGUCUGGUUCUCAUGGGUGCUUUCGUAAAGUCUAAAAUGUUACCUGCCGACAGCAUCACACACCUGGCUUCUGAUUAUCUUGGCUUCUGCCCUUUUGCAGGCUUUCAGGGGUGGUCCUGGGUGUGCUAGUUCCCCAUGGGAGUUGGUCAGAGUUUGCAGAAAUCUCUAAUGAAUCUGCUCUGCUUCUGGAUUUCAGACAUUUUUAACGCUGUCGUUACAAGACAUGGCAAGUAGAGUGCAGCUAUCGGGGCCUCAGGAAGCAGAAAAAUAUGUCCUUCAUAUGGUAAGGAAUGUUGCUUUUUGAACGAAAUGUCAAGUCGGAUUUAUUUGAACGUCCCUUUUCUGAAUAUAUUGCUUUCAGUAGCGAUCAGGUUAAUUGCAAACAAUUGAAACUAGAGAUCAUAUGGAAUGUGCGCAACUUGCGGACCUAACAUAUAGAAUAAGAGAACAAGAAGAACAUAUGUUUAAAGAAGAUUGGAAAAUGUUUAUUGAAUAUAUGGAGGAGAAUUGUGCUUAUUUGAAAACGUGGGCAGCAUUAAGAUAAAUUCAACAGUGUAAAUAAGUUUUGAGGGAUGUAAUAAUGGAAUACUGAAUGUUUUAGUUUUAUCUAAAUUAUGCAGGGAUUUAUGUUAUGCAAAAUGAACCAUGGAAAGAGAAGAAGGGAAGUCACUGAUAUUUUAAGAUUGUUUAAAUGAAUAUUCUAAAAUGUGAAACAGAAAAUUAAAAAAAAUUAUAGGGGGGAAAAGAAACUAGAGGUCAUUGCAAGUAGUCAACAUUAACCAGUACAAUAGGAUGAUAAUGAAUAUUCCUAACAACUUAAUUUACCAGGAUAGGCAAAGUUAUUAUGAUAUUAUUAUGAUAGCACAAAUCAAAACGUAUUGAUCUUCAUGUCAAAACAAGGGUGUUUUUUAAAUUUUAAAUUAUUAUUAUUAUUAUUAUUAUUAUUAUUAUGAGACCACACAUUCCUGGUUAUGAGAUGGGGAGCACUGCCUUUCUUGGAGGUUUUGCUGUCAGUUAAGAUGCGGGGAAUACAGGCAGUUGGAGGGUCUUCUGGGUGGGAUGGCAGAGGCAAGAUGAAACAGGAACAGCGCCCAAAUCAUAAAACACUAAAAUCUUGUUAUUUCAGAUAGAAGAUGGCGAAAUCUUUGCAAGUAUUAACCAGAAGGAUGGUAUGGUAUGUUUCCAUGACAACCCUGAAAAGUACAACAAUCCAGCUAUGCUUCACAAUAUCGAUCAGGAGGUAAAUAACCCUUCAUUUUCACCUCGGUUAUGGUUGCCAUGAGCAGCAGAACGAGUCAGUAGAACAGCAAGCUCUGUGGCACAUUAUGCAUUCCCUAUUAAUUCUUUUAAAAAAACCCCAAGCAUUCAAAUACCUAGCACAACCCAGAGCUGGUUCUAGUCACUGCUGUGCCAGCUUUCGAAUUUUCUGGGAGGUGUUCUGAUUUAACUCACAGGAGAGAAUUGAAAAUCAUUCCCGCCCGCCCUCCUGCCAGGAAGUCUGAAGCAGCAUAGUUCAUUCUGUCCCCACCUUCCUCUUUCUCCUGUAUGGACAGAGCCCACCCCCAGAAUCUUCCAGCCUCACAAUUAAAGCCCUUGGGAUGAAUUCAGGCAGUGAAUUUAUGGAAAGCAAGCACUUAAACUGAUGCUGCUUAUGAAGUUGAAAGGCAAGAUUCUGGAUAUAAGAGAGAGAGUGAGAGCUGAUUUAAACGGCACUGCUGAAAAAUCUCUGGGUGUUUACUCUCAGAUAAGUCGCCCUGAGUUUCAUAGGCCUUGCUUCCAGGUGUGUGCUCAUAAGAUGGCAGUCCUCUAAGCUGGGAAUCCAUCAUUGAGCCAAGGGCAAAAUAGUGGCUGGGGUCCUGGUGCAGAUUGCUGCAGUUAAACAAUUGGGCAUCAAGGAAGCCUCCUGCAUACCACCCAGACACCUUUCAACAGAUCCUCUUCCACCUUCUGUCUGUUCCUGCCAUAGAAACAUCAGAGGGGAUGGGCCAAAUUCCUUCCUUGCCCUUGGUCGCUGCAUUUCAGAAUUGAUUGUGGCUUUGGGCAGCGGUAACUUCCUGAUGGUUACCUUGACUGGCCCAGUGAAAAUGCAUUCAAUGUUCUCUUCUUCCUUGCUGCCCUGCCCCGGAUGCCUGGGUUCUUAGCAACAAACACGUAUUUGUAACGAUACCCAAAUCUGUAAAGCAGCAGUCUUGAAGCGAACGGCAAGGGAGAGGAUAAAGCGUUCAAAGUGGUUACUGGGAUGGAUUCCAAGAUUCUGGCAAGCAGGUUAUAUAUGUGGUGCCUGGGAAUUCUGACACACGUCUGACCAUAGGACUUCAAUGUGGAUGCUGAAGCUAACAAACUGUGACUGUCCUGUAUAAUCUGACUCUCCCCAGAUGCUGAAAUGUAUAGAGCUUGAUGAGAGACUGAAAGCCAUGGAUCAGGAGAUCACUGUGAACCCUCAGUUUGUGCAGAAGGUAAGUGGCAGGACUCAGCUCUGUUUGGCCUUUUUCAUAGAAUUGUAGACUUGGAAGAGACGCUGAGGACCAACUAGUCCAGCCCUCUGCAAUGCGGGAAUAUGCAGUUGCCCCAUAUGGGGAUUGAACCUGCAACCUUGGCAAUAUGAGCACCACACUCUAACCAACUGAGCUAUGUGCGUGGAAGUCAAACGUUAAGCAUGCAUGGAAGCAAGCACCCUUUUUUGAACAGAAAGCACAGUGCAUUGCUGCUUAUCCAGUGGGUUGCGCCAUUUCCACACACCCCUCCUCUCACCACCUUACAGAUUAGUCCCAGCGGUGUUGUUUCCUAUUUUGCUGGAUUCACAAGGACACGUUUCUCUUUGUCACCCCCAAAUUACAGCUCCUUUUUACCUGACUGAAAUAUAAGCCAAGAAAUGGCUUCAGAGUAAUUUCCAACGUUUAGAAAAAUCACAUGGGGAAGAGGCGUUGAUUAUUACUCUGGGAAUUGUAGCUCUCUGAGGGGAACAGGAGUCUCCUAACAAUUCUCAGCAUCUUUCACAAACUGCUACAGCACUCAGGAUCUUUGGGGGAAGCUGUGACUGUUUAAUGUUUUAUCAUAGUGCUUUAAAUGUAUGGUGCAAAUGUGGCCUGUACUUUUUCUUAUUGCCUGUGUUUUGGAAGUAGGUACUAACAACUUUUCCCUUUCCUUGACAGAGUAUGGGCUCCCAGGAAGACGAAUCAGGAAGCAAACCAUCCAGUUAUUCUUGAAAAUCACAUUUUACUUGCUACUCUGUCAUAGAGCAACAAAAAAACAGAAAAAAACUAAAGAGAACCACCUUUAGGAUCAGAGUGUUAAAAAAAAAGAACUGUUUCGCCUGGACAUUGAGCAAAAUUAAAAUGAUGUCUUCUCAGUACUGUGUGAUUCCCCAAAUAUUCUCUGCAAGGAAAGGAAAAAUCUCAUUCUGUUGUGGAUUUAUCUUGAGGUUAACAUCGUUAUUGCAUUAAAUAAUUUACUUUUUGUUUUACAUGGCUUUGUUUUCAUAAUGGCCCUUCUUUUCCUCCAUGAGACAUUCAAGAAGUUUUAUGUUGCUUCUUCAGGGAACAAGACAGGGCUAGUUGGUCUAAAAGCAUUUUUUUUUUUUUUGCCUCAUUUGUUUGAAAUACAACCUUUCUGAAUGAACUUUGUAUAUAAGCAGGAUAGCUUAUUAUUAAGGGAGGGGGAAUGGUUUAUUCUCCCCCCCCACGCGCCUAAUUAAACUGGUACAUACCUUUACUUGGUGGUAGCUAUUACUAGAUUAAAGACUCCUCAAAUCUGACUGGCAAGGGAUGAAUGGAGAAUAUUCUCCCAGAUUGUACCUGCCUCUCCCAUUUCUAAAGCAGAGAAGCUGGCCUCGUGCUAGACCUUUUGAUAAGGGAGCCUGUGAACUGCCCGCCAUGAACAAAAACUUCUGCCUGGCUAGCAGCCACUGGCUCCACCUGCUGCUUCCCCUUCUCAGCCUCUCAGCUGGGCUUCUCCCAUCACGACCACUUGCUUAUUCCAGCCCUACCUGGCUUGAUCAAAAGGUAGAGAGGAGGUGCUGUUGUGGUCCUGCAGCACCCAGUACAUUCUAGGGCAUCUCUCUUAAAUGACGUACUGUACAGGAGUGCAAAAUGAUCCCGCCAUCCUUAAGAACAAGGAUCUGUCUUAAAGCCACACAUUCGAAAUCAGUCCAGCCAAUGGAAUUUAGUCGCCCAUGUGUGGUUCAGAAUUGAUCACUGCGAUCCGCUCUGGCAUGGAAGGUCCGAGUCAAUCGUUUCCAUGGCUGGUGUGGCUCCACUGUAUCCUAAUUUAUUUCUGUCGCAUUGAGAGCAUAUGUGAGCUCUGGAAAGGGAUUUGUGACCACGGGGUGGGAGUUAGUAUUCUUGAAGUCAUCUUCAAAAGGGGUUUGUGCAUGUGUCUUUAGAUACUUUUGCAAAACCUGAAACGGGAUGUAGAUGAGUUUUGGAAAGUAGAACAUAUAAAACACUGGUUUUUAUUUGUUUUUGCACUCUUGAGAAGCUCUUGUGGCACUUUAUAUACCAGAGCUAGGAAACAGGCAUGGCAUUUUAUAUUCACAAGCGGUUUUUAAUGUGUAUGAAAAAUACAGGUUGUAGCAUAUAUGUAUUUUUAAAGUUUUGCUUGCUCUGAAGUUCUCUUGCACAGUUCUGUUUUUUAAUGUGGUGGGGGAUUUAAUUCAAGGACUCUGGAAGGAAGCCGUGGUUAAUACUUGCUUUGGGGCUUUUAAAAACCGCAUCGUUUUGUAACUUCUGUAAAGUACCUAUUGGUUUAAAUUUAACACCUGCCUAGUGUGUGGGCCGGUGGUUCUCAAAUGAUAGGUAUAGACCCCCCCACUCGAAGAAACUUGAAAGAUAAAUUCAGAGCAUUUUGAAGAUUGGUGAUGUGCAGGUGUUUUAUCAGGGUUGGGGGCUAAAGACAGAACAAGCUUAAAAACCUAAACAAGACGGCUUGCACAGUGUCACGUGUCACGAGUGGAGAUUUAGAAUUUUAACCUUAAAGUGAACCCACCCUAGUUAGCGUCAUAAGCAUGUACCAACACUUGCAGCAAUUUGAACUGGAGAUGUGGGGUUAUCACAGUACUGAUAUGGGAGCAGCCUAGUGCCCCAACAGAUGAGUUACAUCAGGGAUGGGAAGACAUGUUUGUUAGUGGCUACCGGGUGCUAAGGCGCUGGAAGAAUUCUGCUCUAGGUGAAACCUGAUCCGAUCCUGCAAGCUCACAUGCUGAUGCAACAGGACAUUCUCAGGAUCACUUAAAACAGGUCACUUUGAUCAGGGUUUUUCAACCUGGGAUCCCCAGCUGUUGAACUACAACUCCCAUCAUUCCUGGGAAUUCCUCCUUAUCCUGGCCUUUGACACCUGAGAUGCGUGCUUUCCUGUGAUUGCAAUCUGUUUUAGCAAUAUUUAAUUUUGAUUUCAGAUGGCUGUAACCUGCCCUGGGACUUACUGGCGAAGGGGUGGGUAAGGAAUUUAAAUGAUGAUGACGAUACUGGCUGAUCUGCCUGGGGGAUGAUGGGAGUUGUGGUCCUACAACAUCUGGGAACCCUAGAUUUAAUGAAUGCUAACUUCGUCCUUAUCUGUUAGGCGGUCUAGAGGAUGUGUGUUAAACUGAAGCGCCACACACAGGAUAUCAUGUUGGGCAAGAUCUAAGUGACCUUAACUACGGACCCCUCCUAACCUUUGAACACUUUGCUGUGGCAGGGAUUCUACAGUUGGAGUAGACCACGUAGAUCUGCCCACCCUUGGUGCAUGUGCUGUGUUGCCAAUGCUGGAAAUAAAUUUCAGUUCCUAUAAGCCACUGCGUGAAUUGUAGAUACUUGGCUACUGAGCCCGACGUAGUGUGACCCUUCCAUCUUGCAGGAUAGGUCAAAUCUUCAAUGCAGUCUCUGCUCUAAUGUUGAGGCUCAGCUUCAAGCAUUACUUUGAAUCGCUUGCUUGCAGCCCCUGAAGUCUGCCUGCGAGUUGGGGGAACAAUCUCUAGUUAUUGGACACUUGCAUGCAGUUUGCAUGUGCAAAGUCAGCUUGAGAAAGCUGUAGCUCUGGUUCCCUGUGUAAACGAUGGCUUUCUAAGCGGAAGCCAGCUUUGGUGAUGUCUUCUUUCAAAAGAUUCCUGCAUUCUCUCAUAGAACUCUACGAUUCUAUGACUCCUGUUGUGUAUACACACCUCAUGCUGGAGCAAGUUUUGCCGUCCACUUUUCAGCUUCAACCGUGACUUAUAAUUACACAUGCAGGAUUGAUCACUAGGUUCCCCAACGUUACCACUGGUUUGUAAGUUGUGGUGAGCUUUUGUCCCAGGUUCAUUCAUUGGCAUCUCCAGGUAUGGCUAGGAAAAGACUCCCCGUCUCAAGCCUGGGAGAGCUGCUGCCAGUCCGAGCAGACAGCAGCAAGAUACAGGAUCCCUCUGUCUAAAGCAGAUUCAUGCUCCUAAAAAGUUGCUUGCAAAGGAAGCAUGAUUAUAACAUGCAUGCUCAUGAAUUUAGUGUUGGCGAGGGGGGAAGGAGUGCAGGUCCCCAAGGGCGGCUCCCGAUUUGCAAACAAUGGUUUGCAGAAACCGUACUGCGUAAGCCAUGGUUUGUAGUCAAACUAGCAAAGACUUCCUUUCAGUGGAAAAUGCUUCACUAAUAUUUGUAUGGCGCUAUUAAAAUAUUCAAAGUGUUCCACGUGCACUAUGUUGUAAACCUCACAACAGUAGGCCAGACUCAUUCUGGCAUUGCAGACUGGGAUGGGAUGAGGCAGAGAUUUGGUAAUUUUCCUUAGCCUACCUAUUGAGCUCAUGGCGAAAGAUUCAAAGAGGCUUACAGCUUGAUUCACAACAUGAAAUUCAGUAUUCGCAAUUAGCAUGAAAUUCUUAUUAGAUCUAAAACACUGCCUUUUUUUUUAGCCCUUACAAUUGUGGGUUGAUUGAUUUGCUUGUCUUUCCAAAGAAAUCUUUCCGAGUUUAUUUCCAUCCAUAAUUGUUCCAUAGUUCGCGACUGUUGCUCCUGUGCUAUGGCAGUCGUCAUCGUACUUGAUAUCCCACAGAACAGUAACAGAGGUUGAGGUGUAUUUCUAAGUUCUCUUUAGGCUAUCCAGAUGUUAGACUAGUUCCCAUCAGCUCCAGCCAAGAACGGCUAAGAUUAUGGGAGAUGCAGUCCUGCCACACCUGGAGGGGACCAAGUUCCCCUUACUAUCUAUAGAACAGCCUUUUCCAACUAGGAGCUCUCCAGAUGUUUUAGACAACCUGCGCUGGCUGGGGCUGAUGGGAUUUGUGAUCUAAAACAUCUGGAAGGUUGGGAAAAGGCUGCUUUAAGCAACCUUGGACUCUUCUUUAAUGACUGGAAGGAAAGGCCUGUGUGAUCUAUAGCUUAAUCUGAAAAUCCUUUUGGUUCUGUGAUCCUUAAUCAAGUGGAAGAUUGCUUGCCUCAAAUGCAGCUGCCCUCUGACCUGCAGAGACUCAUAAAGGAUGAAGCUAAAAUCUGCAGCAGUUUUAACAAUCUGUACUAUGCCAUAUAAAGCAAUGUUGCAGUGUGCACCUUGCACACCAGUUUCACCUUCAGUUUACAUUAAAUUUCUUCCCAUUUCCAUCCUAGUGUUGUUGUUGUUUUUUAAAAAAACCAUUCUGUUGCAGAAGUUUUCCUUUAUUACUCAGUGCCGUUGUGAGCUGUCUUAUGUGUGCUGUCACAGGAUUACUCUGUAUAAUAGGGAGAGAUGUGGGGUUUGUUUUGCAUGGCUGCGACAGGUCAGUACUGAGGAGCUUUUUUAAAAAACCAAAAAAAAACCAACCCUGUAUUAUUUAGUGAUGAAUAAAAAAGAUCACACACA
This is a messenger RNA of Podarcis lilfordi (Lilford's wall lizard), 20222 nucleotides long. NCBI's taxonomy places the organism in Eukaryota, Metazoa, Chordata, Lepidosauria, Squamata, Lacertidae. The record is from the annotation of a GenBank genome assembly.